CUGCUUUCCUUGGUUAUGGCGUCCGUGUAUAGCGGGUCCCAUACCUUGAGCAAAGAUGAUGUGAAUUACAGGAUGCAUUUCCGAAUGAUAAACGAGCAGCAGGUUGAAGAUAUCACCAUAGAGUUUUUCUACAGGCCCCACACGAUAACGCUGCUGACAUGCACGGUUCUCAGUUUGAUGUAUUUCGCCUUCACAAGAGAUGAUGGACAUCCUGACAAUAAUCUCUGGGUGGGGCUCAUCCUGGUCAUCUCCUUCUUCCUCAUCAUCAGCGUUUUGGCAUUUCCAAAUGGUCCAUUCACCAGACCACAUCCAGCAAUAUGGCGAAUAGUUUUUGGUCUGAGUGUCCUCUACUUCCUCUUCCUGGUCUUCAUCAUCUUCCUGAACUGGCAGCAGGUAAAGCAGCUAAUGUACUGGUUGGACUCGAAUCUGCGCUAUGCCAAGAGAGAGGCGGACAUAAUGGAAUAUGCUGUGAACUGCCAUGUCAUCACCUGGGAGAGAAUCCUAAGCCAUUUCGACAUCUUUGCAUUCAGCCAUUUUUGGGGUUGGGGUAUGAAAGCCCUGCUCAUUCGAAGCUACGGCCUCUGCUGGACCAUCAGUAUUACCUGGGAGCUGACUGAGCUAUUCUUCAUGCAUCUGCUGCCUAACUUUGCUGAGUGCUGGUGGGACCAGGUGAUUCUGGAUAUCCUGCUGUGCAAUGGAGGUGGCAUCUGGCUUGGCAUGACUGUCUGCCGCUUUCUGGAGAUGAGGACCUACCACUGGGCCAGUAUUAAGGACAUCCACACCACCACAGGGAAGAUCAAACGAGCUGCGUUACAGUUUACCCCAGCUAGUUGGACCUAUGUACGCUGGCUUGACCCCAAGUCUUCCCUGCAGCGAGUGGCAGGCGUCUAUCUCUUCAUGAUCAUCUGGCAGCUAACAGAAUUGAACACCUUCUUCCUCAAACACAUUUUUAUCUUCCCUGCGAGCCACGCUCUUAGCUGGUGUCGGAUCCUGUUCAUUGGUAUCAUCACAGCUCCAACAGUGAGGCAGUAUUACGCGUACCUUACAGACACACAGUGCAAGAGAGUUGGGACCCAGUGCUGGGUGUUUGGAGCAAUAGCCUUCCUGGAGGCCUUGGCAUGUAUUAAGUUUGGACAGGACUUGUUCUCAAAAACACAGAUCCUCUAUGUGAUCCUCUGGCUGGUGUGCUUGGCCUUCAUCACAUUCCUGUGCUUAUAUGGAAUGGUUUGGUAUGCUGAAAAUUAUGGUCCAAGAGAAAAGAGCCUCUCAGAAUGUGAGGACAGUUAUUACACAGACUCUGCUGACCACCUUUCAGAAGGAUUUAAAGGAGAGACAGAGCUGGACGGCGACAGUCCUAUAACCAGACGGAGAGGAAAGGGCUCAGGAAAGACCCAAUCCAUCAAUGGCCUGGACAGCCAGUAGGAAUCAGAGCCAGAGGCUGGUGAGCGACUCCUGAACUCACUCAGAGGAGCCGGGU
Molecule: messenger RNA, 1477 nt
Organism: Scomber japonicus (chub mackerel)
Lineage: Eukaryota; Metazoa; Chordata; Actinopteri; Scombriformes; Scombridae
Gene: ptdss1a
Product: phosphatidylserine synthase 1a
Exons: 13
Coding region: 16-1422 (468 amino acids)
Biological process (GO): phosphatidylserine biosynthetic process
Molecular function (GO): L-serine-phosphatidylethanolamine phosphatidyltransferase activity
Source: RefSeq, a predicted model, not a curated record